Manduca sexta (tobacco hornworm) is the source of this 2783-nucleotide messenger RNA. RefSeq names its product 23 kDa integral membrane protein. Gene Ontology annotation, cellular component: membrane. The record is from RefSeq and is a predicted model, not a curated record. The transcript is spliced from 5 exons. Lineage: Eukaryota; Metazoa; Arthropoda; Insecta; Lepidoptera; Sphingidae. Bases 223 to 966 code for a protein of 247 amino acids.
AGCCGCACUCACUUGCUAGCCUUGUCCGCGGCUACGCGUCUUGACAAUCCGCGGAUUCGAAAUUCAAAUUGUUUGUUCUUUUGUUUGUGGCCAGUACUUUUUAUUCAAAUUGGAAUCCAUUUUUUAUUAAUUUUUUUUAUUAACUUAAAUUAUUGAAAGAGGUUGUUUAUUUUUGCAAAGUUUUAAUUGGACUCUUUAGUGUAAGGUGGAAAAAAAAUCAAAAUGGAGGGCUGCGGGAUGAGCUGCAUAAAGUACCUCCUGGUGGGGUUCAACGGAUUGUUUUUGAUCUUCGGUAUCGUCAUCAUAGCAGUAGCAUGCGUGGACCUCGGCAUGAUCCAAGGUUUCGCGGGCAUGGAGACUAGUGGACACGAGACCGAUGCCAUCCUCAUCGCGAUUGGAGUGCUGAUCAUCAUCGUGGCUGCCUUCGGCUGCUUCGGCGCUUGGAAAGAGAGCACCAAGCUCUUGUAUAUUUUCGCCGGAUGCCUGAUUAUCAUCAUCCUCCUGGAGCUGUCAGUGGGCAUCGCCGCAGCUGCCCUACGUCCUCAGAUUGAGAAGGGAAUGAAGGAGCAGCUGCGAGGGUCAUUCAUCAGGAACAAGUCCAGCAAGGAGGAGGAUUCCUCCAUUAGGGACUUCUGGGACCGCAUUCAGAGCAACCUGGAGUGCUGUGGCGUCAGCGGCCCUGAGAAUUACGGGGGAUCAGAACCCCGUCUGAACCCGCCCUACAGCUGUUGCCCUCCCGACGGCACCGACCGCUCCGUAGAGAUCAAGAGGUCCGACUGCCUCUCCUUCGACAAGUAUUACAAGAACGGCUGCGAAGACCAGGUCCUCAGCACUAUCCACAGCGCCGGCAUGACCGUCAUCGUUACUGGCAUCCUGUUCUGCUUUUUGGAGGUGGCUGGCAUAAUCUUGGCAUUAUGGCUAGCGCACGCCAUCAAAUCAGAAGGGAAAAGCCGCGAGACGGCGUGAGCGUAAAUUAAUUUUGAAAAUUUAUAAAUCGCACCUCAGUGAUUGUUACCUUAAUUUAUUCUUAGAUUAAAUGUGACAAGUAGAGGUUAUACCAAAGUUAGUUAAGUUCGUAUUUGUUUAAGUUAUGUAUUUUUAUUGCUUUCCAGACGUCAUUGCCAGAAUUUUUCCGUAACUUAAAAUAUUUUAUAUCUCUGGUGUAUGACGUCAUAAGCUAAGAAUUUAAUAUUUCAUAGAUUUUUUUUUCUAAAUCACACUGUGCGACUUGAGAAAAAAAAUAGUCGGAAAUAUUAAACAUAAUAUGACAUGACGUAAGUAAGUAAAAGUUCGGUUUCCCAAAACAAAAUAUUUUUUAUUUACAUCAUUGAAUUAUCGUUAUAAAUAUAUUUUGUUAGUCGCACGAUUCGGAAAAAUAAUGAUAAUAUGCAAUUUUGUGUAUACAUUUUAAUUUUAACUAUAAUAUAAUUUACAUUAUGACAUGUACUUAUAGCAAUAAGGUGUUUUUUUUAGAAGGUUGAUAGAUAUAAAACACAAGUUGGUUUUUCUUAGUUAUAAUUGUGAGAAUUGUUUAAAAAAAAUUCAAAUCUUAAAUCAGAAAGUUUUAAAAAAUCAGAAUUGUUUUUUAAUUUUUAUAAUAAAUAGCAAUACAUAAAAUCUUGUAUUAAAGCAUUUCAGUUCUUUAAUCUAAUUAAGUAGAUUUAAUACUACGUAGAUAAAGUAUAUUUUAGAUUUUAUGUUUAUUAUGAUUUAAUUUCUGAGAUAUUUUGAUAAGUACUGCACAACACGCUGCUAUAAUUAAGGUUAAAAGCAAUAAUUUUAGUUGAAUGCUAGUAAAUUAAGCUUUAAUAAUGUAAUUAAUUGUAUACGCUUAAAAUGUGAGUUAGAAACGAAAUAAUGUUUCUUUAAAAUAUUAUUUAAGAUAUAAAAAAUAUAUUAUUGGUGUCACGCACGUGUAAUAAUAUUCUCAAGUUUUACAUAAUGUGACAAACCUAAUUUAUUAAGUUUGUUUUCGUUUACAAAAAAAAUUUAAAUGCGUUUUCUUUGCAAAAAGUAUUAAUUUUCUUAGAUGAAGUUAGUAUUAGAUUUUCACUAUUUAUAGGUGCUUUCAGUAACGUAUUGCUAGUCAUUAAUAUUAUUAACACCAGAAAUAUAUAUUUUUAAUAGUUAUUGUUUAAUUCUACUUUACUUUGUAUGUCUAGUUAAUUUGUGAUGUUUUAUUUUAACCAACUCCAAUAAAAAAGGAGGUCCUAAAUUCAGAAAUAAAGUAAUGAAAUUUUAAUAAGAUAAAAUCAAAAGGUUUAUUUAAGUUUUGUGUUUAAGUCCACAAUUGUUUUCUGUGGAGUUUUCUUAGUAAGUAGAACUAGUAUGCACGUUAAAGUAAAAAUAUAAACAGAGAAAUAUUUAUUUUUUUAAAGUACACAAUAUAUUGAUGUUAAAAAUUAUAAAAUUUUAAAUACACCAGCCAUUAUUGUAGUGAAAUUCCAAAGUAUUUAGAUUGUCUAUGGCUUUCUCUCCAACGUAUUUUUUUUUAAUAUAUAUACACUUUUUUGUUAUUUCGGAUUUUUUUAAAUAUCUUUCUGACAUAUCUGAAAUUAUUUUAUCGCUAACUCAUUUUUUUUUUAUUAUAAUAUGCAAGAUAAUUAUAAUAACUGUAAACCAUAAUUAACGAAAUCACCGUCGAAUACCAUUAGUUAUAACUAUCUGAUAAUGAUCCCACCAGUCGUUGUAAAUCAUUCCUCGAAAUGUAUGUUGAUAUUCCCUUUGAAAUUUUAUUAGUGUUGUCAUAGAUUUUCCUAAAUAAAUUAAAUGUGUUCUGUAAA